AUGACUAUCAAGCUCAUUGGAUUUCCCGUCUCAGGUAAUAUUCUUAGGGUUACUAUGACCCUUAAGGAAUUAGGACUUCCUUACGAAUUCGAAGUUCCAGCCAAUCUUCAAGCUAUAAAAACUGAUGAUUAUCUCGCUAAUAAACACCCAUUUGGAAAAAUCCCAGUCCUUAUUGACGGCGAUUUUACAAUUAACGAAUCUCGCGCAAUUUGUAAUUACCUAGCAUCUAAAUACCAAGGCAAACAUAAUGAUACAAUCUUGAUUCCUACCGAUGUUCAUAAAGCCGGAUUAGUCUCGCAAUGCAUUUCUUAUGAAUCAUUUUAUUAUAACCCACCGAUCUUCAAACUCGUACAGCAAGAAAUAGCCGCUAAAAAAUUCCAUAAUAAGGACCCGGACCAAGAAGUUAUUAAGCAAGCUCGUGAAGAACUUGCUAAGGUUUUAGAUGUUUAUGAAAAGAUUUUGGAGGGAAAAGAGUAUUUGAAUGGCGAAUUUUCUUUAGCUGAUCUCUUCCACGCCCCUAGUACUCAUUACAUCUAUAAUAUAGAGGCACAUUCCGAAUUAUGGGAUAGUAGACCUAAU
This is a messenger RNA of Racocetra persica, 579 nucleotides long. The record is from the annotation of a GenBank genome assembly. NCBI's taxonomy places the organism in Eukaryota, Fungi, Glomeromycota, Glomeromycetes, Diversisporales, Gigasporaceae.